Molecule: messenger RNA, 828 nt
Organism: Fulmarus glacialis (Northern fulmar)
Lineage: Eukaryota; Metazoa; Chordata; Aves; Procellariiformes; Procellariidae
Product: SH3 domain-containing RING finger protein 3-like
Exons: 2
Molecular function (GO): protein binding
Source: RefSeq, a predicted model, not a curated record
AAGGAGAAGAAGAGCGGGCUGCUGAAACUUCUAGCAGGAGCAUCAACAAAAAAGAAGUCGCGCUCCCCACCAUCCGUGUCCCCCACGCACGACCCCCAGGCAGCCAUCGAAGGAGUCCUGCAAGGGGCAGUGGGACCUGAGCUCUCCUCCCUCUCCAGCCACGGCAGGGCCGGCUCAUGCCCUAUCGAGAGUGAAAUGCAGGGAGCCAUGGGGCUGGAGCCUCUGCACAGGAAAACAGGCUCCUUGGAUUUGAAUUUUUCCAUCCCUUCUCCUGCCAGGCAGCCCCUCUCUUCCAUGGCAGCUAUUCGGCCAGAGCCCAAGCCUUUGCCCAGGGAGAGGUACCGCGUCGUGGUCCCGUACCCGCCGCAGAGCGAGGCCGAGAUCGAACUGAAGGAAGGUGACAUUGUGUUUGUGCACAAGAAACGGGAGGACGGCUGGUACAAAGGGACGUUGCAGAGGAACGGCAGGACGGGCCUCUUCCCCGGGAGCUUUGUUGAGAGCUUCUGAGGACGGCUCGCCGCUCUCUCAACUGGAGGAGCUUUCAGGGGAAACUGCAUAGCACAAGAAGAGACAGCAAAGGGAAACUGGACUGAUAACCACUGCCGUUUUUAUUUCCAAAGACUCCCCCCAGGCCCUUCAGUCUACAGCUCGGGAGACGCAGUGCCCCGCUGUGCUCCUGAGACCGCGUGCGGUGCAUACAGUGGUAUGUUGAAGUAGUGCCUUCCACCUGGAAUCACAGACUGAAAGGACGCCCAUCUGGACUGUACGUAACCUAAACUCCGGCUGUUAACCCUUUGUGUAAAUUAUAGAGAAGAUAUCUUUAAAAAA